Messenger RNA from Phialemonium atrogriseum, 605 nucleotides. RefSeq lists its product as uncharacterized. Bases 152 to 478 code for a protein of 108 amino acids. The record is from RefSeq and is a predicted model, not a curated record. The transcript has a single exon. NCBI's taxonomy places the organism in Eukaryota, Fungi, Ascomycota, Sordariomycetes, Cephalothecales, Cephalothecaceae.
CGGCUAGCGGGGGGGUUCCAUAGGUUCCAUCCUCUUCACAUUGGUUCAAGAGGGCGGGAGGACACUCGGCCUGCCCUGGGAGGUCUGGUCUGACUUGGCGGCCCGGUGACUUGUUUCUUCUCGUUUCUUUUUCCCCCCCCGUCUGCUAACGAUGUCAUGCAUGCCGUUUUCCGGCUGGCUGGAGAACCCAUAUUUUCCCGUUGCAACCCUAUGUUUGUGCGCCUUUUCCCUGCAGGUGGGUGGAGAGGUGGUGGGGAGGUUGGAGACCAAAAAUUUCAAGAAAAAAAAAGCUAAUGUGCUGCUGCUGCUCUUGUUACCCUCUUCUCUGUUAUCUAGAUAUACCUGGCAUUUUCAGCAUCAUUCAAGGAAAGGGGGGAAGGGGUGCGUUUGGCUUUGGCGUAGAUUUAAAAACGAGAUUUCUCCCCAACAAAGAUUUCUAAUGGUUACCUCCUUUUCUCGUUCCUUGUCUCACGGUUGAAUCAAGACUACCCGCCCUGCAAUCUGUAGACUGUGUGGGAUGUACCCUGCAGCAUGGUGUGGGCUCCGUUUUGAUGCCCAAGGCAAGACGUCCCGAGUGUAGGUCUCCAGGCAGCAAGAUCAUCAAU